UUCUCUGGUGCUGACCAUGAUUUCUCCCUCUGCGGCUGAUAACAGCUCCUCUAGUGGCAGCGGCGAUAUGGGUUUGUGCAGUCUGGGAUACAGCAACGUCACAGGGCUAUGUACACCUGUAUGUUCCCUGCCAGCAAUUAACGAUAGCACCAUUCAGAGUGUGCUACCCCUCAACCUUACUGCUGAUGGCAAGGCUUUAGGCUUUGAGGUGAUCUGUGAAACAGGGUAUUCUCUCUCCCCUCUGGACUUUUCGUCAACGUGUUCCUUGCCUGGAGGAAGCUUUGACUCCAUACCCACGUGUGAACCUGAAUGUUCGGUGCCGAAAAUUGACAAUAGUGAACGUGUGGUUGCAAUCAAUGGUGAUGCUGGUGGAAAGGCACAGGGCUUUAAUGUGACAUGCAAAGCAGGCUACGCUCUAUCCAAUAUAGGUAAAUCACCAAAGUGUUCCACACCUGGUGGAAGCUUCGACUCCAUCCCCACAUGUGAACUGCUGUCAAUACCCACUGGAGAAACUUCUAAUACUGGUGCUAUUGCUGCUGCUGUUUCGGUAACCAUACUUGUCUUGGUUGGUGGUAUAGUUGGCCUCAUACUCUUUGCACGGCAUUCUCACCCUGAUAAGCUGCUGAGGGCAAAGAAAAACCUGAAUACGGCCAAGAGACAGAUGCAAGUCAAGAUCGGAAUCUCAAGGAAGUCAAAUCGUGGGGGUACAAACAAUGGCCAAGACAGUUCGACAACAGUUGCCAAAGAUGACUACAAAUAUCUUCAAAGUUCCCAAAACACCACUGACACUGAUGCCAAUUUGAAUGCUAGGCGGGCUACUGAACAUGAGCUCUGCACUUACCCUGAACGAGGCUUAGCAUCUGAUGUUACUUCGAGUGGAGCCCAGGGAACAUCGUCAACCCCUCAGCCCAUCACGUCAGAGUAUUCGAAUUGCACCAACAUCACUUCCGGGGAGCUAAGCGUCGAGGUCGAAACAGGAAAGAGUGUCGGUGGGCUGGGUCAGGUGAAGGAAACCAACGGAUAUGAGAAUGGUGUCAUCUAAAAAGAGGCCAAUGAAGCACACUGUAACCUAGGUUAACCGAUCAACAGCCCAAUGAGCUGAAUUGACUGUCCUGAGUCUUUGGGCACUGAGUGAAUGCAAUUGUGAUCUAGCCACCCAAUUCAGAGCUCCACUCACACCACUCGGAACAACAAUUUUCCUUUUGGUGCAGUUGAUAGUGACUGGAUGGACAUGGGAUGAAGGAUUCUGGUCCGCCACUCAGGUGAACCAGAAAACGGAUUUUCCUGGUCACCCCUUCCAGCUGUUCUAGAAGUCUUGUUUCUUGUCCUCUGAACCUCUUCCAAAAAAAUUUAUUUUCCUUGCUUCUGUUUGUAUAUAAUUAAAAUAUAGUUUUACGAUUCGCGUGAGACUCGGCUGCAAGCCGAGUUUUCCGCAUCCGCCGUGGGAACGCCACCACCCUCCAGGAUCAAGGCGCAGAUACAGCGCCUAAACGGUGGGAGCUGAAUAUACCAGACCCACCACCAAGUGGUCAAAGACCGAAAUCCCAUUAGCUGCAUCCAUUUUUGUAUAUCGAUACAAAAGUUCUCCUUAUCUUUUCUUCCUCUCUCUAUGCCAACAUUUUUGCGUCGGUUACCUACUAACACUAUUUUCUUGAUUAUAACACUGAGUUUCCAGGCAUACUUCAUCUGCAUUGUAGUGACAGAG
Sycon ciliatum is the source of this 1705-nucleotide messenger RNA. RefSeq lists its product as uncharacterized. Lineage: Eukaryota; Metazoa; Porifera; Calcarea; Leucosolenida; Sycettidae. The coding region runs from base 17 to 1042 and encodes 341 amino acids. The transcript is spliced from 7 exons. The record is from RefSeq and is a predicted model, not a curated record.